CGCGAUUUCGCAUCAUACCGGUUUUAAGCCGCACCACCAGAAGAAAACAUCUGUAGCCGCUACCCCUGCGCUCAGAGGGAAUCCACAGAUGUCUGGCAACACGUGGAAAAGGCAGCGCCAUCUAUCGUCGAUUCAGUAAAGAGCUGACGGCUGCCAUUUCUCCAGUUGAUGCCGACGAAGAACAUUUCUCACUAUCCAUCCAUUGACAUCCGUCUCCAUUCAAGUUAUUCGGUGCUUUUUGUUCGUGAUGGACACCAGAAGGUUCUACGGGAUCAGGGUUCCACCCGUUGAAGAAAGCGAAGAUAGCUGCCUCAGCGACAGCGAUUCGGAAUACAGCCCUGACACAGUACAUGCUGCCCCAUCAGAUCAAUCUGGGCAGUCUGGGAGCGACACAGAUGAAGAAGGUGAAACGGAAGAGCCGUCAACGUCAAGCGCAAGAAGUUUCCUCUGGAAGCAAGUGAACCAUCCGCGGACAUGCCACCCUCAAUGGGAAGACGGUCUUCCAGACCCUCCAGAUGAGCCGAAAGCUCCCAUUGCGUACUUCCGGUAUUUUUUUGACGACAAGCUUCUUGAGGAGAUUACAGACCAGUCCAAUCUCUAUGCAGUGCAGAAGAAUGCCAACAAAGCAUUGUGCCUAACACGCGCUGAACUGGAGCAGUUUCUUGGGGCCACAAUGUAUAUGUCCAUAUACAGGCUUCCGCGAUCGCGCAUGUACUGGAACCGCGAGAUGCGAGUAGAAAAAGUGGCAGAAGUUAUGUCACGUGACAGGUGGCAAGCGAUAAAGAACAGCCUUCAUUUCAACGACAACAAUCUCCUACAAGCAAAUGCUGGCAAAGACAGGCUCUUCAAAAUUCGACCACUCAUUGACAAUCUGCUGCUCAAAUUUCAAAUCCUUCCAAAGUCACAGAUGCUGGUGGUCGACGAGCAAAUUGUGCCGUUCAAAGGCCGCUCCUCACUCAAGCAGUACGUCCCUAGCAAGCCUCACAAGUGGGGCUACAAGAUUUUUGUACUUUGCGACACCCACGGACUUGUCUCUGACUUCUCUAUAUACACAGGGGACAUCCGCCCUGUUCCUGGAUUACCUGACCUUGGAGCAAGCUCUAAUGUUGUGCUCGAGCUUUCGCGCUCCAUCCCAGAGAACAAGAGCUACUUGCUCUUUUUUGACAACUGGUUCACAUCCAUAAAACUGCUGGUAAAUUUGCAUCAGCGUGGUAUUCCAGCAAUGGGAACUGCACGCGCAAACAGAAUUUCUGGAUGCCGACUGCCCAGCGAUGCAGAAAUGAAGAAGAACGGUAGAGGAAGCCACGUGGAGAGGCAGGCUACUAUUGAAGGGGUCGAAGUCCGAGUAGUGAAGUGGUACGACAGCCGGGGAGUGAAUAUUGCUAGCACAUUCGGGAGUGCCCAGCCUCUAGGAAGCUGCCAGCGGUAUGACCGCAAAAAGAAAGAAAGAUGUGAAGUUGAGCAGCCAGCCAUUGUGAAGGCUUACAACACUUUUAUGGGUGGAGUCGACCUUCUCGAUGGGCUCAUGGCGUACUACAGAAUUUUUCUGAAGUCGAAGAAAUUCUACCUGCGAUUUUUUUUUCAUUUUGUGGACAUGGCUGUUGUGAGCAGCUGGCUGCUCUACCGGAGGGAUUGUGAUGCUCUAGGAAUCCCAAAGAAACAUCAACUGGAUCUUGUAGCGUUCAAGGCUUCUCUAGCCAGCUGCCUGUGCAAUCAAAACAAGGACGUGAUGAAGAAGAGGGGCCGGCCGUCUCUUUCCGUGGAAGGAGAGCUUGAGAAGAAGAAAAGAAGAGGACCAGCAGCUCCAACACCUAAUGCUGAAGUCCGUCAAGACAAUGUUGGCCACUGGCCUGAAGUGUCGCAGCAACGACAACGAUGCAAGAUGCCUGGCUGCAAAGGCCAACCUGUUUCCUUCUGCACAAAGUGCAAAGUUCAUCUGUGUAUAAAAAAAAGUUCAAAUUGUUUCAUUUCUUUUCAUAAGAACUGAGAUACAAAUGUGCUAAACUCAAAGAAAUGAGCUCUCAAGUGUGUUUGAAAAUAAACAUUUUUUGAUCCAUUA
Molecule: messenger RNA, 2059 nt
Organism: Dermacentor andersoni
Lineage: Eukaryota; Metazoa; Arthropoda; Arachnida; Ixodida; Ixodidae
Source: RefSeq, a predicted model, not a curated record